AUGGCAUGGAACGUACAAGUGGCGGCAAAUCUGACGCUGGGUCUGACGUUUGUGUUGAUCGCAGGUGGAACCCUCAAUAAUUCAAGCUGUCCCGAUUCAUGUCAAUGUACGUCGUCCAGCUUUGGUUCAAAGAGCGCUAGUCCGGAGGGUGUAUCCGUGCUGUGUGAGGCUCAAGACCCGGAGACCAUUCAGUACCUCACCGCCUCACUGCCGUCGAACGUUUUCUCGUUUACCGUGCGAUACAGUGAGAUUACCGGUCUAAUCGAUUUCUGCUGCUUGGAGGAAGUGCAAGUUCUGGAUUUGUCCCACAAUCGCAUAUCCGAUGCGCUCUCCUAUUUCCAGUUCACCGAGGUUCUCGAGCUGAACUUACAGCAUAACCAGUUCCAGAUUCUGCGAAAAGAUGAGUUCAUCUGUUUUCCGAACGUCGAGGUGUUGAGGCUAGACUUUAACGAAAUUCAGGUGAUCGACCAUGAGACAUUCCGACUGCUAAAGCUCAGAGAGCUACAUCUCAGCAAUAACCGGCUAGUUUAUGUGAGCGAAAGGAUUUUCCGGUUCCUGCCGAUGGUCGAGUCGCUGGACCUCAGCGGUAACAUGUUGUCCUUUGUGCAUAGCAGAAACUUUUACUACUCGAGGAGGCUGAAGGUGCUGGAUCUCAGCGACAACAAAAUCGGCUCAGUCGACGAACGCGCCUUUGAACCCCUGCAACGACUGGUGGACAUCAACUUCUCGAACAACAACCUGGAAGAGGUACCUGCCGCGGCCCUCAUGGAUAUGCGUUUUCUCCAGCUGAACUUCAACGGUAACCCGAUCAAGAGUUUGAAAAGUAACGCCUUGGAUUUCCUGCAGGUUGAGUCCGUGUCCUUUGACCAGGUGGAAGAGCUGCGGAUGGUCAUGGAAAAUUCCUUCAGCAAUAUUAAGCAUCUGCGGAAGGUGUCGAUCAGCAACUGCGAAAACCUCGAGUACAUGUCGCCCAAUUGGCUAGCUAACGAAUCCAUGGUCGAGGAGGUGAAUCUCAGUAAUAACAACCUCCGGAUAAUUCCGUUUUCUUCCUUCCAAUCGCCAGCGCUCAAAAUAGUGGACAUCACCAAAAAUCCGCUUGACUGCAACUGUUUGUCUCCAAUCGUGGCCAACAUCUCCUUGGAAAAAUUUGUCACCGACCAUGAAUGUCUUCAGAAAGUUUUGCGAGGCCAAUCGACGGUUAACGAGUCAAACAGCUGCCCUCCUGCAUUGAUCCCCUCAACGAACGAGUCGUUGCUGAGGCCGGUUGGAAUGCCCGCUGAACUUUUCUGUGCCGUAGUUGGUCUCGAAAGCGCCUCCGUUACAUGGGUGCUUCCGAACGGCACCUCGGUUAAUAAGUACGUCGUGUACCCAAGACAUUAUGCAACUAACGAGCAGCUGUCCAUCAAGUACCUGCUCCUGAACGAUUCUGGAACCUACAAAUGUACCCUGGUAGCAGCCGGUAACAGGCGAACAUAUCGUACGGUCCAGCUUACUGUAGAAGACCCUGGCAUAAGCCUUUAUCCGUUAACCGUGUCUUCUAAUUCAAUUACUCUUGGUUGGAACAAAACCGUCGGCAUCUUACAACAUGGAGAGUACAAACUACAGUAUGGUACCUCUAACGAAGACCUCACCGUUUCCACUACUACCCUACUUCCCAACUUCUGGAACACCUAUACCAUAGCGAAAUUGCAGCCGCAGACCAACUACACUCGCUGUACGGACAUCAAGACGGCAUCGGUGGAACCGAACGUGAAGGCGGCUUUCAGCUACAGUCUAAUAGCACUGUUCACUGGCUCCUUCUGCUUGCUGUCGGCAUUCUGUACGAUUCGCUGCAUACAUCGUCGGUACUGCAUCUGGCACGAAGAUAAGUGCAGGUCUCGCAUGAUCGAAAGCCUCAGUGGCCAAGGAUUUCUGUCAAGUCUAGAUUCGAUCUACAAUCCGGGGAUCACCUAUGAAAACAGCAACGUCGUAAACAAAGGCAUCGAAGAGCAAGAGUCAGCGAUGACUGUGACCACUGAGGUCAAGCUGGAGGACGAUUACGGAGGCGAGUGCAGCUAUUCGAAACCAGCCAUCACAAGGACAACCUUUGAUCAGUGUUAA
This is a messenger RNA of Soboliphyme baturini, 2100 nucleotides long. Lineage: Eukaryota; Metazoa; Nematoda; Enoplea; Dioctophymatida; Soboliphymatidae. The record is from the annotation of a GenBank genome assembly.